AUGGGGAAUGGGACCCUCAGGGACACAGAAGCCAUCGACGGGAAGCGCGUGCGCCAUGUCAAGCCAAAGAAGACCAGGAAAGGACGGCUUAGGCUGAGCGGCUCCAGCUCCCAUUGCCAGGGGGUCCUGGAGGUGAAGAUCCGUGGUUCCUGGAGCAAUGUGUGCCUGGGAUCCUGGAAGCAGAAUACUUCCCAGAACCACCAGCAUCUGGACUUCCAGAACCAGGAUGCAUGGAAUGGUGUCUGCAAAGAGCUGAACUGUGGGGAGGCCUUGAUUGUGUGGGCCGCCCUGGAUUUCCCCGGUUACGAAGAGCAGGCCCAGAAAAUUCUCUGUCAUGGCCAAGAACUUUCCUUUUCUAACUGCAGCCGCCAAACCUCAAGCAGCAGCUGUCCCAAGCAUCUGACCCUGGUCUGUCUAGAGCCAACUCCUGCCUCACCUGCGCCCACAAGCCCCCAGCCCACCACCCAGCCUAAAUCCACUGGCAGUCCGGGCCUCUGGCUGCUGCAGGGAGACCACCACUGCUCCGGAACGGUGAUUUUCUACGACGGACUGACCGUGGGCACCAUCAGCUACAAUAAAAACACCUGGAACAAGACCCUGGGGAACAGAAUCUGCCGGACCCUGGAUUGCGGGAACUACCUAGACGUCUUGAAGGAUCAGGAGGCGAAAGCGAGCUUACCGAUGAGCUGGGAGAUCAUCGAUGGCUCGUGCCCUCCCCUCCACACCUGCUUCAACAAAAGCAGCCCCCAGGACACCCCGUCCCUGGCUGUUGUCUGCUCUAAUUUCCAACCAGAAGUGAAAAGCCGGCUGACGGGAGGAACCAGCCACUGCAGCGGAGUCAUGGAGGUGUUUCACCAGAGCAGCUGGAAAACUCUGGGGAAACUCCAGAGCGAUUCAGUGUGGACGGACGUGUGUCAGCGGCAGGAGUGCGGGGCCCUCGUCUCCAAAGAGACGCUACAAGAUUCCAGCAGAAAAUCCCGGGAGAUGAUCAGAUGCCUGAAAGUAAACCUCUCCGAGUGUUACACCUUCGAGGAUUGCCCCUCAGCCUGCAAAGGCGUCACUGUCACGUGUCUGGAUCCGAACCCAGCCCCCUUGGGCGCCGGCACCGUGAUGAGCGUCAUCUUGACGCUGAUUCUCAUGGGGAUCCUCUUGGUCAUCUGCGGCCCUCCGGCCUACAGGAAGAUCGUCAAGAAAUUUCGCCAGAAGAAGCAACGUCAGUGGAUCGGCCCCACGAGAAUGAACCAGAACGUGUCAUUCCAUCGCAACCAAACCAUGACCGUCCGGCCCCAGGUGGAAAACCCCGGAGCGUCCACCACGGAGAACGACUACAGCCGCACACCCAGGAACUCCAACCUCUUGCAGCCUCCCAGGAACUCCAGCCUCUUAGCUUAUCCAGCUCUCGAAGGGGCCCUGACUCAGGCCUCCAACGCCCCGGACAACUCCUCUGACAGCGACUACGACCUGCACGGGGCCCAGAGGCUGUGACGGGACACGGGCCCGAACCCACGCCCGGCCGCCCUCAGGCCCACAGCCUCCCCCUUUACAGGUAGACCCUUCUCGGCACGG
Messenger RNA from Tachyglossus aculeatus (Australian echidna), 1566 nucleotides. RefSeq names its product CD5 molecule (gene CD5). NCBI's taxonomy places the organism in Eukaryota, Metazoa, Chordata, Mammalia, Monotremata, Tachyglossidae. Gene Ontology annotation, cellular component: plasma membrane. The coding region runs from base 1 to 1485 and encodes 494 amino acids. The transcript has 10 exons. The record is from RefSeq and is a predicted model, not a curated record. Gene Ontology annotation, biological process: T cell costimulation.